GGGCAGGAAAGACAAGUGGAGGCGGGAGGAGGGAGCGAUGCUGCAAAAGUCAUCUAAAAAUUGGGGCGGGGAAAAGAGGCUACAGUUUAGAAGGCAGACAAACUGCGGAAGUUGUAGCAGACAAGUUGGCAGGUCCAGUAGGUGCACCCUCCCAAGAGGGAAUGAGCAAGUGCCACGGCGGCAGGAUUUUUACCUUCUCUGAUUGUGGAAGGCGCUAGACAAAAACAUGGAACUAAUUUCCCCAACAGUGAUUAUAAUCCUGGGUUUCCUUGCUCUUUUAUUAUUCUUUCAGCGGAAGAACUUGCGUGGACCCCCGUGCAUAAGGGGCUGGAUUCCUUGGAUUGGAGCUGGAUUUGAGUUUGGGAAAGCCCCUCUAGAAUUUAUAGAGAAAGCAAGAAUCAAGUAUGGACCAGUAUUUACAGUCUUUGUUAUGGGCACCCGAAUGACCUUUGUUACUGAAGAAGAGGGAAUUAAUGUGUUUCUAAAAUCCAAAGAAGUAAAUUUUGAACUAGCAGUGCAAAAGCCCGUCUAUCGUACAGCAUCGAUUCCAAAAAAUACUUUUUUAACACUGCAUGAAAAACUUUAUGUCACGAUCAAAGGGAAAAUAGGGACUGUGAACCUAUAUCAAUUCACUGGACAACUGACUGAGGAACUACAUGAGCAACUGGAGAAAUUAGGCACUCAUGGGACAAUGGAGCUGAGCAACUUCGUAAGGCAUCUGCUUUAUCCGGUUUCAGUGAAUAUACUCUUUCAAAAAGGUUUGUUCCCCACAAAUGAGAGAAAAAUCAGGGAGUUCCAUCAGCAUUUUCAAGCUUACGACGAAGGUUUCGAGUACGGGUCCCAGAUGCCAGAGUGUCUCCUAAGUCACUGGUCGAAAUCCAAAAAGUGGCUUUUAGCACUCUUUGAGAAAAACAUUCCCGAUAUAAAAACAUACAGAUCUGCGAAAGAUAAUUCCGUGACAUUAAUGCAGACUUUGCUGGAUAUCAUAGAGAUGGAAAGAAAUGAAGAAAAGAGCCCCAACUAUGGGCUUUUAAUACUUUGGGCUUCUCUGUCCAAUGCUGUCCCUGUUGCAUUUUGGACACUUGCAUUUGUCCUCUCUCAUCCCAGUGUCCACAAGACCAUUGUGGAAGGCAUAUCUUCUGUGUUUGGCACAGCAGGUAAAGAUAAGAUAAAAGUAUCUGAGGAUGACUUGAAGAAACUCCCACUGAUCAGAUGGUGUAUUUUGGAAACCCUUCGUUUAAGAGCCCCUGGUAUCAUUACUAGAAAAGUGAUGAAGCCUGUUCAAAUUUUGAAUUACACUGUUCCUUCCGGUGACUUGUUGAUGUUGUCUCCAUUUUGGCUGCACAGAAAUCCAAAAUAUUUUCCUGAACCUGAAGUGUUCAAACCUGAACGUUGGAAAAAGGCAAAUUUAGAGAAGAAUGCUUUCUUGGACGGGUUCAUGGCAUUUGGAAGCGGGAAGUACCAGUGUCCUGGGAGGUGGUUUGCUCUGUUACAGAUUCAAAUAUGUAUUAUUUUAAUACUUUAUAAAUAUGACUGUAGUCUUCUGGACCCAUUACCAAAACAGAGUUCUCUCCAUUUGGUAGGUGUCCAACAGCCAGAAGGACAAUGCCACAUUGAAUUUAAACAAAGAAAAUGACAUUGGUUGGGCCUAAGGAGGGCCAGGGCCUUCUGGAAGAGUGAUUGCCCCCAUCCACUAGCCUGGAAGCAUCUAGACCUGAACUCUACUGCUUAACUUUGUUUUAGGAUUUAAUUCAAGAGAAUGUUGAAAUGGUAGGUGUGUUUGGUAACAUAAGAGUAGACCCAGAAUCAGACAUCACUCUCACUGAUAUAGAGACCUGAAAAGUGGUUUAUAGAAAAUGUUUAAAUGAUUCAAAAAAAAAGAGGCACUUCUUAAGAAGUUGUAGUUUGGUUUCAUGCAUAACUGUAUUAAAACUGUAAAUAGACAUAAUGCCAUUUGAAUGAAAAUCUGAGUAAAUUGUGAAGGCAACAUGCUUAAAUUUCUAUUUUGAAAAAGGCUAAAAGUCUUCGACUCUAAAAAAAAUGUUAAACGAUAAUUUCUGGAAAUUUUCUACUUUUCUUAUAUGAUCCUUAAGUGGCAAUUGGAAUUCUUAAGCUAUAGUAAUAUAAUUCUUUAUGGGAAACAUGUCUAGUGCUGAAAGGGUGGGUAAAAUGAUAGCUUUCUAAGACCUGGAGCAUGUCUUACACUCAUUCUGUGCUCAGCUACACCUAGGGCAGCACUCUCUAUAAGGUUUAUUCAGUAAAGGUGUGCUGACUGAUAUAUUGAUUUGUGUUUUAAUGAAGGUGAAAGCACUCUUUUGAUCGAAGGUGUUGGUAAUUAUGGGUUAGGACGUAAUAUUUUUGUUAAUGUAUAGAAACACAAAGAAAAUGAUGUCAAGGCCAGUAACAGCAUCUGAACCGAUUACUUAGGACUUCUACCUGAAAUGUGUACUAUGAAAUCCUGAAAAGAAAUCCUGUGAUGCCCACGGGAAAUGUACGAUGCUAGUAAUAGAGCGAUCGGUGAUGUCAUGAUGUGACUUCUAUUCAGUAAAAUGCUGCUUGCCUCCUUUAUUUCACAAUAAAUAAGCUUUGAGUGCA
Molecule: messenger RNA, 2595 nt
Organism: Leopardus geoffroyi (Geoffroy's cat)
Lineage: Eukaryota; Metazoa; Chordata; Mammalia; Carnivora; Felidae
Product: 24-hydroxycholesterol 7-alpha-hydroxylase
Exons: 12
Coding region: 227-1636 (469 amino acids)
Biological process (GO): bile acid biosynthetic process; cholesterol homeostasis
Molecular function (GO): heme binding; iron ion binding; oxidoreductase activity, acting on paired donors, with incorporation or reduction of molecular oxygen
Source: RefSeq, a predicted model, not a curated record